AUUCCAGCCUGGCCAGAGCAAGCUCUCCGGCCAGAUCUACUGGGCCCAACUUGCACCUGCACAUACACCUCCUUGAUUGCCCUCUCCCUACCUUGAGCUUUCCCUUUCUGAAGCCAUCAUGUCUGUGACCAAGAGUGCCGGGAGUCCGCAGGUAGCCACCACUCUCAAUCUGGACCUUCCUGAGAGUGCCAAGAAGGUGCAGAGCCAGGAUCCCAGUCCAGCAAAUGGGAGCUCUUCAGAGUCAUCAAAGAAGACCAAGGGCAUAACCGGGUUCCAGACAUUGGUUCAUCUGGUCAAAGGCAACAUGGGCACAGGGAUCCUGGGACUCCCCCUGGCUGUGAAGAAUGCAGGCAUCUUGAUGGGCCCACUCAGCUUGCUGGUAAUGGGCCUCAUCGCCUGCCACUGUAUGCACAUCCUAGUCAGAUGUGCCCAGCGCUUCUGUCACAGACUGAACAAGCCUUUCAUGGACUAUGGGGACACAGUGAUGCACGGACUGGCUUCCAGUCCCAAUGCCUGGCUGCAAAACCACGCCCACUGGGGGAGGCGUGUCGUGAGCUUCUUCCUUAUCGUCACCCAGCUGGGUUUCUGCUGUGUGUACAUUGUGUUUCUGGCGGACAAUUUAAAACAGGUAGUAGAAGCUGUUAACAGCACAACCAUCAGCUGCCACAAGAACGAGACGGUAGUUCUGACGCCCACCAUGGACUCUCGGCUCUACAUGCUCUCCUUCCUGCCCAUUCUGGGCCUUCUGGUGUUCAUCAGGAACCUCCGUGUCCUCACCAUCUUCUCCCUGUUGGCCAACAUCAGCAUGCUGGUCAGCCUGGUCAUCAUUGCCCAGUACAUCAUCCAGGAAAUUCCAGAUGCCAGCCAGUUGCCACUGGUAGCAAGCUGGAAGACCUACCCGCUCUUCUUUGGAACAGCCAUUUUUUCAUUUGAAAGCAUCGGUGUGGUCCUGCCUCUGGAAAACAAGAUGAAGGAUGCCCGCGGCUUCCCAACCAUUCUGUCAUUGGGGAUGUCCAUCAUCACCACCCUGUACAUUGCUAUCGGGGCUCUGGGCUACCUGCGGUUUGGAGAUGACAUCAAAGCCAGCAUCACUCUUAACCUGCCCAACUGCUGGCUGUACCAGUCAGUCAAGCUCCUGUAUGUCGUCGGCAUCCUGUGUACCUAUGCCCUGCAGUUCUAUGUCCCUGCGGAAAUCAUCAUCCCCCUUGCUGUCUCCCAGGUGUCAAAACGCUGGGCGCUGCCCGUGGACCUGUCUAUUCGGCUCGCCCUGGUCUGCCUCACAUGCAUGCUGGCCAUCCUCAUCCCACGCCUGGACCUGGUCCUCUCCCUGGUGGGCUCUGUGAGCAGCAGUGCCCUGGCCCUCAUCAUCCCGCCCCUGCUGGAGGUGGUCACCUACUAUGGAGAGGGCAUUAGCCCCCUGACCGUCACCAAGGACGCCCUCAUCAGCAUCCUGGGCUUCAUGGGCUUUGUGGUGGGGACCUACCAGGCCCUGGAUGAGCUGAUCAAGUCCGGGAACUCUCCCGCCCUGUCCAACUCCACCAUGUUUAUUCAGUGACAGAGCCUCUCCUCGCCCACGGUGACUUAUGUUGUCUAUGAAUCUUUUCACUUCGCCUUUUCUCUGGUCCAAGACACGAAACAAAACAAAACAAAACAAAACAAAACAAAACAAGAAACAGGUGUAGCUAUCCCCAGUACCAUAUGUGUGUGUGCAAAGGAGAUGGCGGCCAUCGACACCACAUACAAGGUGUAGAUAGAUGGUCAUUAAAAACAAACAAACAAAAAAAAUGUUGGUCAUUCUCUAGUUUUCCACACUGUGGAGACCUCGCCUGUGGAAACCGCCAUCUUGUUUUUGUCAUUUAUCUGAUAAUUUCCUGCCUUGAGUGGAGCUAUGCAAAAAGCAGCCAUUAGGUGGCAGCAAGAGCCAGCUUUUGGCAGAAGAUAGUACCUGCCCUCUCAAGCUUUGGUCAUUUCCUUUUCCUGACCAUGAUGGGGAACACUGUGCUCACGGCAGCAUCAAGAUGGAGGGGGCCAGGGCCAGUUACAAUGCUUAGGUAAAAUGUCACCAUCUAUGUUACAGAUAAGUGUGUUGAACUUUCUAAACCACUGAGUCUUAGCCCAACUCAGAAAUCCAGCGGUGAACAAAACCAACAUAGGGUCACGCCUAUGGGCCAGGGGCAGCAGACAGGGACAUCAUUGGAGUUGUUUUUUUACUUCUGAAUUCUUGCAAUGAACAUCUUCUGUUACCUGUUGGGCACCAAGCAUAAUACAGGGUUCUUAUAUAAUAGUUUGGGUAAAGGUGUUAUAAAAACAAGAGCUAAUAUAACAUUGUAGCUUUGUGUACCCAACAGUAGAGUCUACGGGUCAUCUCCUGAGUCUUGACCUUGUAACUUGCCAUGGUCAACAGUAAAAGUGUUACAAAUGGAAA
Messenger RNA from Mus caroli (Ryukyu mouse), 2425 nucleotides. RefSeq names its product solute carrier family 36 member 2 (gene Slc36a2). Lineage: Eukaryota; Metazoa; Chordata; Mammalia; Rodentia; Muridae. Gene Ontology annotation, molecular function: L-proline transmembrane transporter activity; glycine transmembrane transporter activity; L-alanine transmembrane transporter activity. The record is from RefSeq and is a predicted model, not a curated record. Gene Ontology annotation, biological process: L-alanine transport; proton transmembrane transport; glycine transport. Gene Ontology annotation, cellular component: vacuolar membrane.